Molecule: messenger RNA, 2487 nt
Organism: Pararge aegeria (speckled wood butterfly)
Lineage: Eukaryota; Metazoa; Arthropoda; Insecta; Lepidoptera; Nymphalidae
Exons: 4
Coding region: 196-2487 (763 amino acids)
Source: RefSeq, a predicted model, not a curated record
CAAUGAUGGCUGGUUGUAAGUAAAGCGCCACACGAGCCAAGCGGCACUUCGGCAUUUGUCUCCCUCACACGCAAUGAGUGUGAAGGAGACAAAUGACAUUAUUUACAACAGGCGCGCACGCUUUUUGGUGUUAGUGGCGCGAUUAGUUGGCGCUGACUUGUUUUUCGGUGUAGUUGUUUGUUACCGGUGUGCAAAAUGGAAAAAUUUAAUAAUUUAAAACAAUUACUGCAGCGUAAACAGGAAUUGAUAAGAAUAAAGGCAGAAAUAGAAAGAUCCGAAUCUGUAAAAAACCAUAAGGAAUACUCGUACUCCCAAAACUCGUCAGCUGAUAAUAUAAUUGAUCAAAGUGAUACAGAAUGUAUAAAACUCGACGUGCAGUCAUUUUUAGCAAAAAAAUCCCAUAAUUCUCGUGACUCAAUUGAGAGCAAUUUGAACUCGUCAGCUACAGAUAUUAUUGUAGAUAUCAAUGAAUCAGAUAUUUCAACAUUUCAGUCAUAUGAUACUGUGGAAAUUAAAAAACAAAAGGAAGCAGUUGUGAAUUAUAGUAGUAGUGACAGCAGCAAUAUUCUUAACACGUCAACUCUAUGUCUAGAAAUGUCUCACUCAUUUUUUAAUGAUUCUAAUAAUAGUGAUCUCGUUAAGAGUAAUAAUAUACCCGAGUCAUCUGAAACAGAAAAGAAAAUUAACAUUGUUUCUGUUGAAAACGUUGAUAAUAUUUUGACUGCUAAACUCAAUGAAAAGAAAUACUGUGAACUUUAUUCAAAUGACAGUGUAAAACGUUGUAACAAAAACGAUGUGUUGCCCUUAAAAGAAACAAAAAAAUAUUCACAAAAUGUUAAUCAAAUAGUGACCUUUAAUGAAUGUUCGAACAUACCUAAUACAUCAUUCUGCAAACUUGGUUUGGAUAUCUCUAAAUCUGCCUGCGCCCCCGUUAUGGCUUUUGAUUUACCUACAUCUCAGUCCACAGAUAUUGCACCUUUAGAUACAGUAUCUCCAACCUCUUACACUGAUAUUAAGGCUUUGGCUCUACCUGUGUCUUCUUGCACUGCCAUUGAGAUUGAGACUUUGUGCACAGACCAUGCAACUCCUCGCGGUGAUAACAAAGCUUUGGGUCUUCAUUCAUCUCCCUCAUUGUUAGACUUUGUACCGACAACUUCUUGUGCAGACAUUAUGUACAUGGACAUACCUAAAGCUCACUCUCCAGAUAUUUCAGUGCUGGAUAUAGUCCCUGCAACUUCCUGUACAGAUGGUAUGAAUGUGGACUCACCUGUAUCUCUUGCUGCAGAUAUCCCAGUACAGGUUAUAGUACCUGAAACUGCCUGUGAUGAAAUAUCGGACUCAUCUUCCUUAAAAAAAUUAGGAACAUUGAACUUACCUACUCCUUCUAGUAGCAAUACAAAUAAAAAUCGAAUGCCUGAUAUUAAAAAAUCUCGCAAAAGAAAAUGUAUACAGGAACUCCCUAAGUUAAAAAAAGAACACAUUGAUUUUAUAUCAGACGAUGAAUGUUAUGACAAACUUAAUGUUGCUCAAGGCGAAGAUUUUUCCUCUGGAAGCUCAGAUCUAUGGUCCGGCAAAGAAAGCGAUAACAUGUCGUCAUCUAACUCUGAAAAUGACCCAAAACAUACUAAACCUACAAAUAAGAGAAAGAAAUUACAAAAGAAAAGAAAUAUUGACAAACCAUUGGAAGGAACUGUACAAUUUAAGAAAAGAAAAGUGGAAAAUAAAAGGAAGAUUAGGAGAAUGAAACGAGAAAAAGGUGACAGUUAUGAGACUUCGUCUGGAAAGCUUGUAGAGAAAAAAACAUUAAAGGCAAAUCCCUGCGAGCCUACAAAAUGUCCCAGGAAUUGUUUUGAAAUCACCGAGGAAAGGAGACAAAGUAUUUUUGAUUAUUUUUGGAAUUUGAAUUCUCAAAGAAAAAAAGAUUGGCUGGUACAAUGUGCCUUACGAGUUCCGGUUAAUAGACCAAAAAAAGGCGUGAUCGACAGCAAAAGAAAGUUUACUUACGAAUACUACAUAAAUGAAGGCGAGGGCAGAAGACAGGAAUUAAAUACAUCGAAAAUUAGAAUUGCUACAAUGAAGAAAAAGGAUGUAAACACGUUUACAACUAAACAUUCUAUGAAACCUGAUGCGACCACUCAUGAAAUUAAAUUAUUUGAUAAUUAUUUUAAGCCAAAAGGAAAGGGUGUAAUAAAAGGAAAGGGUAAAGGAAAAGGGAAAGGAAAAUUGAAGGAAAAGGAUACUGCACCAUCAGCUUCUAAUGAGACGUUAGAAAUAAAAUUAAAAAAGGAAUUCCAACAAUUGAAACCCCUUUAUAAAAAAAGAUUGGCCAUAUCAGAAAUCAAAUAUAAAGAUUUGACAAAGCUAUGCAAUGAUGGUGUUAUCCCUAGCAGAUAUCAUGGGGAUUUUACUAAUCUACCCUAUGCUAAGAAAAUACAAGACACACUCAAUCAAACGGACGAAGAUGACUCCUCUGUUGACUCUGUCUAG